UUAUGAAAGCGGUGCGCGGUGUGGCGCGCGCGCCGCUGUCAGUCGUGUUUGGUUAUCAGAAGCGCGCGCGUGUCGGAGCUGCGCAGCGCGGACGGUUUGAUAUGAGCCUGCUUACCCGUGCCCGCGGCUUGUGUAACCUUGUGAGUGCCUGCAUCACGCCAUGACACAGGAGGACUGCUACACCCAGCUCGACUACGAGCUGCAAUCGUCGUCGGGAAAUGCUUCCGACGAAGACGGUGUUAUCAUCAGAAAGGACAGAUCCAGUGUUAAAGACAUGAUUCUCCGUUUCGAAAGGACCAACUUAAAUCCUUUCGGUGGCUCUAGAGAAUCGUUGGAAAAGUGCAAAUCACCUUUGGGAAGUUUAACAAGUGUAGUUAAUCCUAUUCAAUCCCAUUUUCAACAUUUGUGCCCAGUGACAAAGUCUCAGGACAGAAACUCAAACGUAUCGGUGAAUUCUAUUUUAUCUAAUGCUUCAGAACAUAGUUAUGAAUCCAGUUCAUCAGGUUUUAUCUCUGAUAGAAAACCAGGAGACAUACUUGUGCCCCAUAGACCUGCCCCACCACCUCCGGAUCAAUUUAAAGACGAUGAGGAAGAUGAAGCCCCCUCUCCGGAAAGGAAAUCGCCCGUCGCUGAGGAAAUCACGUUUAAGGAAAGACGGUAUUCCUUUACUACGCCUUCCUCGUCUCCUGUUGUCCAAAGGCGUUCACGACAGCCGCCUGUCAUUAGGAGAAAAUCAACAGCAGGUCAAGGACAUCCCGGGGAAAGGCAUUGGUCAUACGGGGUUAAGCAAAGUGAUUUGGAAAAGUUGCUCAGACUCAAACGAUCGGAUCCAUCUGAUAAUGAGGAAGAAAUAACUAGUCAUCAAAUAGAAGAAUCGUCAGAAAAUGAAAGCUCUGAUAGCAGCGAUUCAAGCGAUAAUUUAAGUAAUGGAAAAGAAUAUGUACUCAACCAAGACGACGGUAGACUGGAAACCUUGUCCAACGAUUAUUCUACGGAUACUUUGAUAAAUGAAGAAAACAGUGAUGAACAAAGUGAAAGAGGUGACGAUGCCUCGGUUUCUUCGGGUGACUAUGGUGAUCGUGUGAAUUAUGACAAUGUUAGUAUUAAAUCGAUUUCAUCUUUCGACAUGGUUCCAUACCAGAAGUAUGAUAGUAUUACUGUGUCUUCGGACGAGUUCGGCUCUGAGGUGUGCCACGCACCAGACUCAGAGUUUCUUACUGUGAGUGCAGUGAACGAAUGGUGUAUUUCCAAGUCUACCGAACCGGUAUUGAUGCCGGUGGAAUCGAAAAAGGAGAAAUAUCGCAGACGGCUGACAGAAAGAGUGAAUGAGCUGGUACAUACAGAAAACGUCUACGUGGAAAGGUUAAGGCAUGUCGUCGAAGACUACAUUCCGAACAUGAGGAAACCCGAACUAUCUCCCACCUUCAGAGGACUGGAGCCAGAAAUCUUUGGCAACAUCGAAAGGAUAUUCAGGUUUCACUCUGAAGAGUUCCUGCCGGCUUUAAGAGACUGCGAAAAUGAUCUCAGGAAAUUGGGACAGUGUUUUAGGAGAUUCGAAAAGAGGUUCAAUAUGUACGUAAUGUAUUCUAGGAAUAAUAAGAGAGCGACGAGACUAGUAUUUGAACAUAAACAGUUUUUCCAGGGAAUACAAUUAGAGUUAGGUGAUCGGCUAGAUCUCUCAAGUUACCUCCUCGAACCAGUGCAAAGGAUACCAAGAUACAAGUUGUUCUUGGCGGAUUUAGUGAAAACUUAUACGAAUUAUGAAAAUGAGAGGUGCGAGUCUGACUCGAGGAUAUCCAAAUUGAGCGUGGACAGUGACGAGACUGGCGGCAGCAAUGGCGAGUCGUCAGACAGCGAUGAAACUCCACUGGAAAGUUUGAAGCUCGCGAAAACUAUGGUUGAAUGUGUUCUGACAGCCGUCGAUGAAAUCAUGGCGUUGGAGAAUAUUACGGACUGUCCGGUAUAUUUGAACCUGCUGAACCAGGGCCGGCUGCUCCGACAGAACGAGUUCUACGCGAUGGACACGGCGCGCCGUCGCAGACAGCUAAUGAGGAUAUUCCUCUUCGACAAACUCGUGCUCAUCACUAUUGUGUAUAGAAAGCAACCCAGAGUGGAGUACUUUAUAUACAAGGACGACAUACCGGUGGACGACUUGGGCAUAACGGCCAAGGAGCAUGAUCAGCACAAGUUCACGAUCUGGUACAAGAAGAGGAACUUGAAGUCAUACAAGUUGGAGACGCACGACCCCGCGAUACGGAACGCGUGGGUCGAGGGCAUCACCUCGUUGCUGUGGGAGCAAGCUAUGCAGAAGAAAGAACUUCUUCUGCAGCAGCGAAACAAAAGAAUAUCGAUGGUGUCCAUGAACAGCGAGGAGUCAGCGGAAUCAGAGCGGAAUGAUGAUAAAUGUCUAUUAGAUGGUUUCGUUGUCGUGAAGUUGCACCAAUGAAUUGCUUUGUAGAUAACUCUCUGCGUGGAGUCCCAGGUGAAGUGAAGAGACUAGGGCUGGUAGACAAGAAAGUACGAAGAACAACUUGGUACUGUGAAUGAGUUCCACCUGAUUAUACAACUAUGAUUCACCUGACUUUCCUGCAGAGGCACAGGAAUUACCUCCCGACAGACACGAAGGGAACAGUGUGUGUAUAAAUGUGGAGAUGUAGCUCAAAAAUGUACGAACAAAUUUUAAUGGAGUGAUACAAAUAUUGUCAGAAUUUUUAAGAAAAUAUUAGCAAAGUUCUGAUGGACUGAUACAGAUACCAUUGAAUUCUUGUACUCGAGAUUGUAAAUUAUCACAAUUUAGUAAUUUAUAGAUUAAAACUAAACCAGCUUUUGUAUGAUACGAUAAUAUGCCUAGGUAAAGUAGUUUUAACGCAAAUAACAAAGAAACUAGAACUGUAUUUGUAAUGUUCGAGUAAAUUUUCUUGAAAAUAGUAGUAAAGAAUUCCGCUAAUUUUAAAGAGUACAGGAGUAAAACUUAAUAUUAUAGUGUAGCAGAUAAAUCCAAAGAAAGAUUUUACGGAUAUAGAAAUAAACGUUCUAAAAUUGUUACUUAAGAUUUAUUGAAAACAGCAAACGAGAGCAGAACUCUUGCAGGAUAUAAAUAAGAUAUAGCCAAAGCAAUAGAAAUUUUACGAUAUGUACGAGAAAUGUGAUAAAACGUUAUUCGAAAAUGUAUUAUACUUUAUGUUAUUAUGAUAAUUUCAGUCAUUAUUUUAUGGGACGUAUAUCGUUACAGUGUUAUUUAGUGUUAUCCUUUUUUGUAAAUAAGUAUUAUUGUAUCAAUAAAUAAAUGUACCUAUAUCGUCCAAUGUAAAGUUAAUGUAAAUUUUAAUUUAAUUACACAAAUAUUAAAUAAAAUUAUUAUUUCCAGAA
Helicoverpa armigera (cotton bollworm) is the source of this 3369-nucleotide messenger RNA. Its product is annotated as FYVE, RhoGEF and PH domain-containing protein 3. The coding region runs from base 161 to 2446 and encodes 761 amino acids. The transcript is spliced from 9 exons. Lineage: Eukaryota; Metazoa; Arthropoda; Insecta; Lepidoptera; Noctuidae. Gene Ontology annotation, biological process: axon guidance. Gene Ontology annotation, molecular function: guanyl-nucleotide exchange factor activity. Gene Ontology annotation, cellular component: extrinsic component of membrane; cytoplasm. The record is from RefSeq and is a predicted model, not a curated record.